CCAGGUUUGUUUCCUGGAGUGGGUGUAAGACAUCAGUUGUAAACCUGCCCUAGCAGGAAUAGCGGUCCCUCCCUCCUCCCAACUAUUUCUAAGGCUUUAUUUCUAAGGCUUUAUUAUCACCGGUGGAAAAGGAUCCGCUCACCGACGCGCUCCAGUAUCAUCCCUCCUCUCCUCGCAACUCCUAUCCACGAGACACCUCUUUACACCCCUAAAAACAGAUAUCAAGCUGAAAUCAAGGAAUCGAGUCCAUGCGAGCUGCCAUCUGAUCCCACACACACUUAUCAAUGAAGCAAGAGAUCAUGGCGGAUGGCCCCAGGUGUAAGAGGCGAAAACAAGCCAACCCGAGACGGAAAAACGCAGCUCUGAACUACGAGAAUGUGGUGGAGACGGGCUCAGAGACGGAGGAGGAGGACAAGCUCCCGGUGUCCGAGGAAGACCCCCUGAUCAACGGCACCGGCAGCCCGGCCAGCCUCACCAACCCGGAGGCCUCGCCGCGCACCGAGAGCCACGGCCUGCUGACCAAGGAGGAGGAGGACGACGAGAUGCGGGACAGCGGCGUGGAGCACAUCUGGCCGGACAACGACAUGCUGAGCGCCUCGGUCGAUGGUACUGAUGAAAUAAAAGAUGAUUUUGACACCCUGGGGCCUGACGCCACUUUGCAAGCAGUUGGAAACGGUACAGUCAAGAGCGUCGAUUGCACUUCAGAGUUCGAGGACUUCUUCGCCAAGCGGAAGCUGGACGACGGCGACAGUCACGUGGUGAGCAUCGCCGAGUACCUGCAGCGGGGCGACACCGCCAUUAUCUACCCAGAGGCGCCAGAGGAGCUGUCCCGCCUGGGCACGCCGGAGGCCACCGGACCAGAGGAGAACGACCUGCCACCUGGAACGCCAGAUGCCUUCGCCCAACUGUUGACCUGCCCCUACUGCGACCGGGGCUACAAGCGUUUGACAUCGCUGAAGGAGCACAUCAAGUACCGCCAUGAGAAGAACGAGGAGAACUUCGCCUGCCCCCUGUGCAACUACACGUUUGCUUACCGCACUCAGCUUGAGCGGCAUAUGGCCACACACAAGCCUGCAAGGGAUCAGCACCAACUGCUCAACCAAGCGGCCGGCAACCGCAAGUUCAAAUGCACCGAGUGUGGCAAGGCCUUCAAAUACAAGCACCAUCUGAAGGAACACCUCCGGAUUCAUAGCGGCGAAAAGCCGUACGAGUGCCCCAACUGCAAGAAGCGUUUCUCCCACUCGGGCUCCUACAGCUCCCACAUAAGCAGCAAAAAGUGCAUCGGCCUGAUCGCCGUCAACGGCAGGAUGCGCAGCAACAUGAAGACAGGCUCCUCCCCCACCUCAGCCUCGUCCUCGCCCACCAACACCGCCAUCACCCAGCUGCGGCAGAAGCUGGAGAACGGCAAGCCGCUCGGCCUCCCCGACCACAACAACCACUUGAGCAUCAAAACGGAGCCGCUCGACUUCAACGACUACAAGCUGAUGAUGGCGUCUCACGGAUUCGGUGCUCCCGGGCCGUUCAUGAACGGAGGAAUGGGAGGGAACAGCCCACUGGGCGUCCACCACAACUCGACGGCCCAGAGCCCCUUGCAGCACUUGGGGAUGGCCGGACUCGAGUCGCAGCUCCUGUGCUACCCGGGUCCGCUGGCGAACAACCUGAGCGAGGUGCAGAAGGUCCUCCAGAUCGUGGACAACACUGUGUGCAGGCAGAAAAUGGACUGCAAGCCGGAGGAGCUCUCCAAGCUCAAGGCCUACAUGAAGGAGCUGGGGUCCCAGGUGGAGGAGCAGAAACAGGUGCUGACGUCUACGGGGGCUCAGGUCGGUCUUCCACUCGUCAAUCACAACGGCGCCACCAAAAGCAUCAUCGACUACACGUUAGAAAAAGUGAACGAAGCCAAAGCCUGCCUCCAGAGCUUGACAACAGACUCAAAGAGACAGAUUAGCAAUAUCAAACGAGAGAAAUCCAACCACAUGCUUGAAGGAGGUGUGGAUGAGAAGGUGCAGGAAAAUAACAUGUUUACACCUUACGCUUGCCAAUAUUGCAAAGAAACCUUCACCGGGCCGAUACCUUUGCACCAGCACGAACGCUACCUGUGCAAAAUGAACGAGGAGAUCAAAGCCGUGCUGCAGCCCAGUGAGAAUCUGAUGCCCAACAAACCAGGGAUUUUCAUGGAGAAGAACACCCACUUAUCCUCCUCCAUGUUGUCUGAGAAGGGACUCACGGGGCCCCUUAACCCUUACAGGGACCACAUGUCUGUGCUGAAGGCGUAUUUCGCCAUGAACAUGGAGCCCAACUCGGAGGAGCUGCUCAAGAUUUCCAUAGCGGUCGGCCUUCCUCAGGAAUUCGUCAAGGAGUGGUUCGAGCAGCGGAAGAUGUACCAGUACGGCGCCAACAGAACCCCGCCGCUAGAGCACAGGAACAACAUGGAUAUGGUUGUCGGAACAAAUAACCACCACACUCCACCAAAAGACUCAAUGGCAGCUAGGUCACCUGUGUCUCUAAUGAAACCUACUGACCCCAUCACGUCCCCCUCCAUAGCCGAGCUCCACAACAACGUCAACAACUGUGACAACCCGCUCAGACAUUUGAAAAACCACCAGUUCGGCGGCAGCGCCAAACCCGCAGGUGAAAAGUUGGACCACUCCCGCAGCAACACCCCCUCCCCGUUAAAUCUGUCCUCCACAUCUUCCAAAAACUCCCACAGCAGCUCCUACACUCCAAACAGCUUGACUUCGGAGGACCUGCAGGCCGAGCCGCUGGACCUCUCUCUGCCGAGACUAAUGAAGGAACCCAAGCAUGCACUGACUGUCAAAAGCAGGCCGAAAGUCAACAGCAUCACCAUCGACCACAGCAGCAUCCCCUCUCCCCGAGAGCACUUCGAAGAGCCGUUGAACUUGGCCUAUCUCAAGAAGGAAUUCUCAGGCUCUACCAACAACGGAAACCUUGAAAAAAGCACUAGCCCCAUCUUCGGCAUUAACCCGUUUGCCGCCAAACCCCUGUACACGUCACUUCCACCUCAGAGCGCUUUCCCACCUGCCACAUUCAUGCCCCCGAUGCAGGCCAGCAUACCGGGUCUCAGGCCCUACCCGGGCAUGGAUCAAAUGGGCUUCCUACCACACAUGGCCUACACUUACGCAGCAGGGGCAGCUACCUUUGCCGAGAUGCAGCAGAGGAGAAAGUACCAGCGGAAACCAGGUUUCCAGGGGGACCUGCUCGACGGUACACCAGAUUACAUGUCAGGGCUGGACGACAUGACAGACCCCGACUCCUGUCUGUCGCGGAAGAAGAUUAAGAAGACCGAAAGUGGUAUGUACGCGUGUGACUUGUGCGACAAAACAUUCCAGAAGAGCAGUUCCCUUCUAAGACACAAAUAUGAACACACAGGCAAGAGGCCGCACCAGUGCCAGAUCUGCAAGAAAGCCUUCAAACACAAACACCAUCUCAUCGAGCACUCCAGACUGCACUCGGGGGAGAAGCCGUACCAGUGCGACAAGUGCGGGAAGAGGUUCUCCCACUCGGGCUCCUACUCGCAGCACAUGAACCACCGCUACUCCUACUGCAAGCGGGAGGCCGAGGAGCGGGAGGCGGCCGAGCGGGAGGCCCGGGAGAAAGGCCACCUGGAGCCGACGGAGCUGCUCAUGAGCCGGGCGUACUUGCAGGGCAUGACUCCUCAGGGUUACCCGGAGCUAGCGGAGCGCGAGGCCAUCCUGAGGCACGACGCCGUGAACGGAGGGAUCAGAGAGGGACGGAAGGAAGUGGACGGAACGUACGCGAAGAUCGGACGCAGGGACGAGGAGUUCGAGGAGGAGGAGGAGGAGAGCAAGAGCAUGGACACGGACCCGGACACGUUGAGGGACGAGGAGGAGAACGGAGAGCACUCGAUGGACGAUAGUUCGCUGGACGGCAAAACGGAAACCAAAUCGGAUCACGAGGACACGAUGGAGGAUGGCAUGUAAUCGGCUUCCCAUCUUAAGAGUUUUAAGUUUCUCUUUCGGUUCAGUAUUCUUACCUGCUCGGUUUAAAAACGCCGUGUUUUAAGCCGUACGUGCACGUGCCUGAAGCUUCCGGGAAGCUGACAGACUCCUCGCAGGGGGGGACGACGUCUGCCGAACAAGACUCAAAUCAAUCUGGAGGAGGCGUUGAGGGAAAGGAGGCAUGGGUUUGUGAAAUAAGCUGCAUUAUGCAAACCGAACAAUGAAUAAAUGAAUACAUUUCAAAAAAUGUACAGUACUAAGGCCUAAAAAUAUGUGUGGUGCUAACCUCCUCAAAUAAACCCCCUGUGUUCCAUAGUAUUUAUAGCACAACUAGUGACUUGUACAAAUUGCACUCCGCUUCUAUAAUCAUGAACAAAAAUAAUAAAAAGUAUUGCCUAUGUAUAUAUUUAUACAGUGUUGGAAAAAGAGCAGUAGUGUCUGCACUACAGUCCUUCGAUAUUACCUUUGUUAUCACCUUCCCACCUACCUACGGUGUCGUCUUUAGUUUGCCAUGUCGCCCGGCCACAAACGUCUCCAGCCACACUAUUUUAGGCCUCUUGAAUCAAAUGAAGGAAUUUAAACAAAAAGACUGUAUGAAGGAGAUUUUUUUUUGAAGAGUUUGAAGUUUUAAAGAGACCUUCGUUUUAAGGGAAAAUACAGUUUAUGGACAGAUGGUAUGGGGAAAAAAAAUGAAGGAGGAAGCCUUUGUAAGGUGUUUUUUGAUAAGAAAAAAGAAGCCUUAUAUGCAAACCUUUUAACCUGUGUGUUUUCUGCAAGUGCCACCCUCGUAUUGUGUAAAAGGAAGGUUACUUUUUUUCACCAGCUUCAGUAUUUUGAAAUGGUUCACCGUUGUUCUUUGAAGCAUCCGUGUCAGUAUUAAGACUUAUAGGCAGCAGUUCCUUAGUUUACAUUAUGUUGUGCAAUGUUUUCUCAGUUUUUUUUCUUUUUUUUGUCAGUAUUACACCAAACCAUUUUCUGAAAACAACAAAUUGCAUUCAU
Messenger RNA from Plectropomus leopardus (leopard coralgrouper), 4976 nucleotides. It is a transcript of the gene zeb2b, whose product is annotated as zinc finger E-box binding homeobox 2b. Gene Ontology annotation, molecular function: DNA-binding transcription factor activity, RNA polymerase II-specific; RNA polymerase II cis-regulatory region sequence-specific DNA binding. The record is from RefSeq and is a predicted model, not a curated record. Gene Ontology annotation, biological process: anatomical structure development; regulation of transcription by RNA polymerase II. NCBI's taxonomy places the organism in Eukaryota, Metazoa, Chordata, Actinopteri, Perciformes, Serranidae.